This is a messenger RNA of Adineta steineri, 675 nucleotides long. The record is from the annotation of a GenBank genome assembly. Lineage: Eukaryota; Metazoa; Rotifera; Eurotatoria; Adinetida; Adinetidae.
AUGCAAUCAUCCAAAGGUCUUAUUGCCGAAGCAACCAUCGCAGUCGACGCUAAUUCUAACAACGAAAAAAUACUACGAGCAGAUGAAGACACCACUACAGCAACGGAUACCACCGCAGAAACUGAUACCACUACAGGCACUGAUACCACUACAAUAACUGAUACGACCACAGGUACGGAUAAGACCACAGGCACUGAUACCACGACAGACAUUGAUACCACUACAGAAACUGAUACCAACACAGGCACUGAUACUACUACAGCAACUGAUACCACCACAGCAAUUGAUACCACCACAGCAACUGAUACCAUCACAGGCACUGAUACCACUACAGAAACUGAUACCUCCACAGGCACUACUACCACCACAGGCACUGAUACCAACACAGGCACUGGUACCACUACAGCAACAAGUGUCACUACAACGACAACAAAUGAUACCAUUACACCAGUCUCUCCUCCAUCAAAUAAAUCCAAUAUUCCACUAAUUUUGGGUCUUUCACUAGGAUUAGGAAUUCCACUUAUUCUUGUAACAAUUGCUUUUAUCGUUUAUUAUGUUAGGGUGCACAGCCGUGAAAGACAAUAUCGUAACGAUUCCACUGAGUUUGAUAUUCCAAGGAUAUAUUCGACUGAUCGAUAUGAUGGUCACAAUGAAAUCUUAACUACUGUUUUUUAA